GCUGCCCUUGAAGUUGUAUGUACAUACACAUGCGGGGUGCGCCGGCUGUGCCGGACGUCCGGAGUAGAGUUCCCCAAAACGGCUGGCGGGCGUGAAGAUCCCAUAUUGCGGGCGAGACAAUAUAAAGGUCAACAGUGAGCCUGUUUUUUUUCUCUUUCUUUCUGCCAGUCAUUCAACAACGUAUCUGGAAACUAUGGCUGCCCUCAAUGCGAGCCCAGCGACGACAGUCGAGAAGCCGACUGCUGAGAUGAAAGAGCAUUUCGAUGUCCCCGAAGACCCCGAUGCGGGACUCUCGGAUGAGGAGCGGGAGGCUAUUGAUCGUGCCCUCGUGCGAAAACUCGACUGGAAGCUUAUCCCGUGGCUCUGUCUGCUAUACCUCGUAUCCUUCCUCGACCGCACGAACAUCGGAAACGCAAAGAUUGAAGGCCUGAUCGAGGACCUGGGCAUGACGAAUACUCAGUACAAUGCGUGUCUCACCAUCUUCUUCGUCAGCUACUCGGUAUUCGAGCCACUGUCGAACAUCCUCCUGAAGUGGAUGAAGCCGAGAAUUUACAUCCCCGUGAUCAUGUUGGCUUGGGGACUUUGCAUGACUUUUAUGGGUCUCUGCCACAACUACAACGGCCUGAUGGCGGCCCGCUGGUUCCUGGGUUUGACCGAAGCCGGUCUCUUCCCCGGUGUAAACUACUACCUUAGUUGUUGGUUCAAGCGCAGAGAAUUCGGAAUUCGCGCCGCCAUCUUCUUUUCCGCUGCGGCCGUCAGCGGUAGUUUCGGUGGACUCCUCGCCGCCGCCAUCUCACGCAUGGACGGCAUCUCCGGUCUGCACGGGUGGCAAUGGAUCUUCAUCCUCGAGGGUAUUGCCACUUUCGUCAUCGGCAUCGCCUCCUUCUGGAUGGUCCACGACUUCCCCGACGACGCCAAGUUCCUCACCCCCCUCGAGCGUGCCCGCGUGCUGCGGCGUCUCGCCGAGGACGGCCAGGCCUCGUCCUCGCACGAGGACAUCAAGUCCGUAUACGUCUGGCAGAGUCUGAAGGACUGGAAGACCUGGGUGGGCGCACUGAUCUACAUGGGAGUCGCCGGCUCUCUCUACGCCUUCUCCCUGUUCCUCCCGACCAUUAUCAAAGAGCUCGGCUAUAGCAGCACCACCGCGCAGCUCCUCAGUGUGCCGCCAUACGCGCUCGCCUGCGUGCUCACCAUCCUCGUAGGAUGGUUCGCCGAUCGGGCCGGCCAGCGCGGGCUCUUCAACAUCUUCAUCUCGCUGCUCGGGGUCCUCGGCUUCGCGAUCCUCCUCGGCUCGAACUCGCCCACGCUCAGCUACAUCGCCACGUUCCUCGCCGCGCUCGGUAUCUACCCGUGCAUCUCCAACACCAUCACCUGGGUCUCCAACAACGUCGAGGGCGUGUACAAGCGCGGCACCACCAUCGGCAUCGUCAUCGGCUGGGGAAACCUCAACGGCAUCAUGGGCAGCAACGUCUACCGCGCAAAGGACGCCCCGCAUUACAGGCUCGGCCAUGCUGUCGUCCUCGGAUACCUCACUAUCGGAUUGUUUGGUGGGUCGGUCCUCAACUACUUCCUGCUCCGUAGGGAGAAUGAGAAGCGCCGUACUGGCGAGCGCGAUGUCUGGAUCGAGGGCCUCUCGCGCAAGGAGAUUGAGGGGUUGGGUGAUAAACGACCCGACUUUUUGUACACCUUGUAGUACCUACCUGCCCUUCGGUGAUGGAUGUACCUAGGCGUGCUGGACGGGGACGACGAUGUUGAUGACGUGACGAUGUGGGAUACCUAUUUCUGUUCAAUUUUGUACCUAGGAGUUUUCAAUUUUUUGCUGUAUAUAUCACUUGUAUGAAUCUAUGAUGAUAGAAUCUACCAAACACACCCC
Molecule: messenger RNA, 1873 nt
Organism: Tricharina praecox
Lineage: Eukaryota; Fungi; Ascomycota; Pezizomycetes; Pezizales; Pyronemataceae
Product: major facilitator superfamily domain-containing protein
Exons: 5
Coding region: 194-1693 (499 amino acids)
Biological process (GO): transmembrane transport
Cellular component (GO): membrane
Molecular function (GO): transmembrane transporter activity
Source: RefSeq, a predicted model, not a curated record